Molecule: messenger RNA, 1211 nt
Organism: Dicentrarchus labrax (European seabass)
Lineage: Eukaryota; Metazoa; Chordata; Actinopteri; Moronidae
Gene: snapc5
Product: small nuclear RNA activating complex, polypeptide 5
Exons: 4
Coding region: 203-559 (118 amino acids)
Biological process (GO): transcription initiation at RNA polymerase III promoter; transcription by RNA polymerase II
Cellular component (GO): nucleus
Source: RefSeq, a predicted model, not a curated record
UAUGACAGCAUAACCACAGGACCCAAACUUUAGCUAGUAGCUGAAGCUGUAGCACAACAGCUAAGCUAUCAGUAUUCAAAAUAAAAGCUGUCGGAAGCACGUUAUCUUGUGUAUGACCGAUUUCGACGUUGAUAUGGAGCUGUAGGCAGAAUUUAUAAACGAAGUGUUGAGGAAUGGUCUGACUGCAGCAGUACCAGUAAAGAUGCACAGCCGUCUGCAGGAGUUGAAGAAGGAAGAGGAGACUCUCCUCAAAAUCAAAGUCAUGCUACAAGACCAGCUGAACAGGCUGAAGUUUGAAGAAGGGGCCUUGAAAUCUAUCAUUAAUGCUCAAACAGAAGAAGGAGCCUCUCAACGUUCAACCCCAGAAACUGAGGUUAAUAUUAACCUUGACGAUGAAAGUGAGAUCAAUCAGACCAAACUGCUACUGAACGCUGCUGUAGAUUAUGAUAUGGAGGAGGACGACGACGAUGAGGAGGAGGAAGACGAAGAGAACGAUGAAGAAGAUGAGAACGGGUUUGAGUUUGUGCCUGAGGAGGAUGAGGAAGAGGAUGAUUACUGAGAUUCCCAGUGUUUCAUGGGGCUUCAAUAUUUGCACCACUGAAGAAAAAAACACAUGUAAACGGACAUCUGUUUAUUUGUUCACCUGUUUUGUACUAUCACUUAGAAAGUUUAAUUUAUUUGGAUGGAGUGAGUAACAGUUACAGUGUAAUGAUGUGUGGUGCGAACAGUAUCCUCUCCUCUGCCUGAUUGAAGGCAUGUCAUCCAGAUUUCAAGUUAUGUUAGAAUAAACCUUUUUCACAGCAGCCAUUUUGACAUGAAAUAGUAGGGUAAACACAGGUGUAACCACUGACUAAUUAAGGUUCUGUUCCAUUUAGUGUAGCAAAGUCUUUCCAGUGAGCCACCAUGCACAAUAGCAGCACCCUGAUCGUUUCACCUGAAUGGAAAAAAACCUUAGUUAGUAUGAUUGGUAAUACCUGUGUUUACCCUACUAUCUCAUGUCAAAAUGACUGCUGUGAAAAGGGUCUAUUCAUGUGUCAAAUCUUGUGCGAAAUGUAGUAAGACAGUGUUAUUAGGUGCUUAUAGCUUACUAUACAUAUUGUGCAUUUUCAGGAUUAACAUUAAAAUGUAUGGCUGGGCCAUAUAAGAAGAUAGUGUGUAUGCAUUAUGUAAGAAAUGAUAAUUAAGCACAAAAUAAAAUGUUUUGCAUAGGG